Messenger RNA from Rotaria socialis, 1947 nucleotides. Lineage: Eukaryota; Metazoa; Rotifera; Eurotatoria; Philodinida; Philodinidae. The record is from the annotation of a GenBank genome assembly.
AUGAAGUGUUUUAAUGAUUCAUUGUGGAAUAAAUAUUUAAAAAUAAAUUUCAUAAUUCGUUAUUUAAAUAAAACAAAUUCAAAUUUUUAUCUAUUUAACAAAUUAAUUAAUGAAAUAAAAAAAGAAAUUAAAUUUAAUAACUGUUUUUUAUUGAAUAAAACAAACAUUAUUCUAUCGAAUAAUUUAUCAGCAAACUCUAAAUUUGAUAAAUUAAUAUUAUUUAAUGCAACGAAUUCAUUAAGUAUAAUUAUUGAUAUUGAUUAUUUAUCAAUAAAUAAAUUUAUUUACAAUAUUAUUCUUCCAAUGUUUCUAUUUAAUAAAUAUAAAUAUAUAUUGAAAAAUAAAAUUGAUUAUACAUUUUUACUACGACACCAACAUCCAUCUGAACAAAUUGAUUUGUUUAAAGGAUCAUUUCCUUUAUUUAUUUUCAUAAAAAUAUUUUUUGAUAAAAUUGCAUUAAAUUUAAUAUUAAAUGAAGAAUCGCGAAUAAAAUAUGAAUAUAAUAUUAAUACGAUAAGUUGUACACUAUAUCGUCAUCAUAAAACAAUUCCAACGCGAUGGUCAUUUAUUUUAAUGGAAAUAUUAUUGUCAAUAAUAUAUCUUUUGUUUUAUUUCAUUAUAACUAGUUUAAUUAUUGAAGAAAAUAAUAAAAAGAUAAAAGAAAUUCUCAAAUUAAUUUAUAUUCAACCAAUAAUGAACUAUUUAUCAUACGCAUUUAUUUAUUUUAUUCAAUUAUCAUUUACAACAUUUUCUAUAAUAGGUGAAUAUGGAAUAGGUUUAACAUGGAAAUAUCCCUUUUCAUUAAACUAUUGGAAAUCUAUUUUAUUAAAUAAAAUAAUAUCUGAUCAAUCAUUGGAAUCUUUAUCAGAACAAUCUGAAUAUAACCAAUCGAAAAUUAUUGUUCAAGUUGAAUCACUAACAAAAUAUUUUCCUCAAACAAAUCGAACUAUAAUUAAUAAUAUAUCAUUUAAUUUAUAUCAAAAUCAAAUUGCUGCUCUUCUUGGACAUAAUGGAGCUGGUAAAACAACAUUAAUGAAUAUGCUUUGUGGAUUCUAUGAACAAACUGAUGGAACAAUUCAAAUUUGUAAUUAUGAAACAAGAUCUCAUAUUGAUUAUUUACGUCAAUUAAUAUCAUAUUGUCCACAACAUGAUAUUUUAUUUGAUUUGUUAACUGUUCAAGAACAAAUUGAAUUUUAUGCAAUUGCACGAGGUUAUUCGAAUGAAAAAGGAAAUAUUUGUUCAAAUCUUCUCGGACAAGUUAACUUAAUAAACGAUCGAACAAAUUUUUGUAAAAAUUUAUCUGGUGGAAUGAAAAGACGUUUAUCAAUAGCAUGUACAUUUAUUGGAAAUGCAAAAUUUAUAUUACUUGAUGAACCAUCAAGUGGAGUUGAUCCAAUAAAUCGUCGUUAUCUAUGGCAAUGGGUUCGUUCAAUGAAAGAGAAUCGUAGUAUACUAUUUUCGACACAUUUUAUGGAAGAAGCUGAUGCUUUAUCUGAUAAAAUAAUAAUAUUAUCAAAUGGAAAUAUUUGUGCUAAUAAUACAUCAAGAGAAUUAAAACAGCUUUAUGGAACUGGCUAUAAAUUAAUUUUAAAUACAAAUAAUAAGAAUAAUCAUAUUUAUUUAUUAAAUUUCAUUAAAAAUUAUUUAAUUAAUUCAAUUAUUGAAUUUGAAUCAAAUAGUCAAUUAAUUAUUCAAACAAACGAACAAUCAUCAAAAUUAUUCAUUGAUCUUUUAUAUCAAUUAGAAAUUUUUAAAGAAAAUAGUUUUAUUUUAAAUUAUGGUUUAUCUAGUACAAGUUUAGACGAUGUUUUUCUUCGUUUAACAAUCGAUCAAAAUGAAAAAAAUGAUAAAUAUGAAGAAAACGAAGAUUUUAUUGAAGAAGAUUGUUUGGAAAUUUUUAAUAAAAAUUUUCAUGAAAAAAGUUAUGAAUUUUAUCUAAGUCAAUAG